CCAGCGGCCUCUCCUUCAGUUUUCCUACGUGAUGGAUCAUAUGAGGUUGCAAGUGAGCACUGGUGGGCCCCAUGCCGACAUCGAUGCCAAGACGCUAACCCAGCCACUUCCGGUCGCUGCCUAUUCACGUAUCAGUUUGUUUGGUACUUUGUGCCUGACUAACAACUUGUUUACAUUGGAUCUCGUAUAUUCGAAGCCGCCAUCUCAUUGUCGCAAGGUCGAAACAGCUCCGCCAAUCGAAACAUAGACUCAUCUCGAGUCGCCAGCCCUCAGCUUCACGAUGGAAGCUGAGAACGAAGAAGACCAACUGAAGUGUCUCUUUCUGGAACUACCUGGAGAGCUUCGAAACCGCAUUUAUCGCCUUUGUCUCAUGGCACCUGAGUCGGUCAUUACAAUCAAGGUCGAUGCCCAAAAAGUUCCUGACACAAGCAAAGGAGGCUCCUGCACUGUCUGGACUGCGAGUCUGCCACGCGAACCCCAACUCUUGAGCGUCUGCAAAACCAUCCGCAACGAAGCACUAUCCAUCUACUACGGCGAGAACACUCUUCAUCUGCGUUUACCGACCGCGGCAGAGAUAAUGUCGCAUUGGCCUCGAGUUGGGGCCGAAUAUGCCGUUCGCUCUCUGGCGAAGAAGCUCAGUGCUGCCCAAAUGAAGGCGAUUGGGAUGUGGAGAGUAGGCAAGACAUUGCAAACGUACGAUGAUCAACGUAUUGUCUUCGCCUCUGCUGCCUGGCUCACGUGUCAGUUGACGUCUCAGAACAAGAUCGAGGUCACUUUGGAACAACAUGCGAACGACGAACACGGGGAACUCAAACGCGUUCUGUGCGCUUGUAGCUUGCGCAAAAUGGCAGGUUCGCGUCGAUCUCAGAAAAACAAAGAAUCGGUGCUGUUCGACAUUGUCAGGAAAUUCACGGAUGACUAUCUGAACGAGAUUUCUGACUACACUUGCAAAUCGUGCGGGAAUGCGAUGUUGUAUCGCUUGGUUGAUUGAAGUUUCCGCUCCGAUUGCAAGGGGCUUCAGCCUGAUUGGAUGGGGCUAUGAGAAUGGCGCGAUAAGGCAAAGUACCACACACAUUGGAUCUCAAGCUAGGAACGUGUCAUAGGCGGCCCCCCACCCCCAGACUCAGCUACGAAGCAAAUGAUGAAGACGAACACUACAAAGCUACCCCCUAUAUUUGUAC
Cercospora beticola is the source of this 1181-nucleotide messenger RNA. RefSeq names its product 2EXR domain-containing protein. NCBI's taxonomy places the organism in Eukaryota, Fungi, Ascomycota, Dothideomycetes, Mycosphaerellales, Mycosphaerellaceae. The record is from RefSeq and is a predicted model, not a curated record.